Messenger RNA from Phalacrocorax carbo (great cormorant), 3343 nucleotides. The record is from RefSeq and is a predicted model, not a curated record. Lineage: Eukaryota; Metazoa; Chordata; Aves; Suliformes; Phalacrocoracidae.
GGCGGGAGGCGCGGCGCCGGCGCGGCGGCGCAGCAGCGCUCCGAUGGCGGUGAGCCGGGCGCUCGCGCUGCGCCUGGCCUACGCGGCCGCCGGCGCCCUCAUGGGCUUCUCCGCCUUCUUCACCUGGAGCCUGGCGCCGGCCUUUCGGCAGCCCGCCACGGCGGCGGCGGGGGGGCUCUCGGGUGUUCUGGCGCUCUGGGCCCUAAUCACGCAUGUGAUGUAUGUGCAGGAUUACUGGAGGACCUGGUUAAAAGGGCUGAGGUUCUUCCUCUUCAUCGGGAUCCUCUUCUCAGCUCUCUCAGUGGUGGGAUUCUGCAUAUUCCUUGUUCUGGCCAUCACCAACCAUCAGUCCCUGACUGAUCCCAGAAGCUACUACCUGUCGUGCGUCUGGAGUUUCAUCUCCUUGAAAUGGGCCUUCCUGCUCAGUCUGUACGCUUACCGGUACAGGAAUGAGUUUGCAGACAUCAGUAUCCUCAGUGACUUCUAACGCUUGGACUUCAAUCCUGUCUGAAGGUGCUGGAUGUUUGAGUUGCCUCCCAAAGGCAUGGUACACGCAAGAGAUGUACGAGAGGCGGCGAAGGAACCCACCCAGUGCUGCUUGGUUUGUCUGUCUGCAGUAGGGGUUUUUCCCAAUUGCUUUUACUCAACCAUUUGAAGUUUGGCUAACGAUGUCAAUCUAGUCUUUCUGUAACUUCCCUGGGCGUCCCUGUGUCUGGUAGCGAGGUGAAAGACUCCAUGUGCUUACACAGAGCAGGCCUAGAGCCACUCCGUGUUGUCCCGAAGUCCAGGGGAGCUUUCGAGCUGGGGGGAAGCCCUGGGCCCUCCCGGGGGCUGUAGGUUCAAACCUCGUGGAUGCAGCACCCCGACUUCUUGUCCUUGUGGGGGCAUCACCAGCUUGCUUCGGGCGGGUGUCCCAGAUGUGUGUAGCAAAGAACCCCGCUGUGUGAAAGUCAUCUCCUUUUGCACUGCUCUGCUCCUCAGAGAGGGGGAGAUGAGCCUUUCUUUUGCGGCGGAAGCCCCUACGUACCUUCCAGCCACUACCCCGCAUCUUCCAGUGUUUUCUUUUUACACAUUGUACACAAAGUCAGCUCUCUCCUGUGGUCUGGAUGAGCCCCAAGGGGCAGGCCAGCGGCAGAGAAGCACUAGUCAUCUCGAGGCUCUGUCAGAGGUGGGGAAUGCUGAUUCUGGCCGCUAUCCAGGAUCAUUUUAAAAAGGAACUUAAUACCAUAUUUAACACUCAAAUUCAUAGCACGUAGAAUCGGGUGUUUGGGUGAAAGAUGUGCUGGGCAAAGGCUUGCCUACCUGAACCGCUGGAGAAACAUGAAUAAGAUUCUUCUAAAAAAACCAAAACAAAAACCCAAACAAAAAACCCAAACCUUUUUGUAGGCAGUACUGCGUGACCUCGUCUUUGCUCAGCUCCCCCGUAACAGUCAGCAGGAGGAGAGAGGGGAGGAGACGUGGUACCCAAAAGGAAGGAAGGUACCCAGAGCCAGCUUCCACGGUCGCCACCGGCAGAGCGCAACCGUGGAUAAAUGGCUGGGCUCUCGUGCAGCGCCUUAAGAGGUGACAGGUCUGCGCUUGUGGGCUGGAAACAGCUGGGCUUGACCGGCACGUCUGUUGCCUGCUGGCAGCGAAGCCCUCCCUCUGCAUUUCAGCCAUGCACGGCACUGCUCUGACAAACCUAAAACCUGAGUGGGUUUAGUGACCUCUCUAAUCCCUGUGUUUUGCUCGCUGCCAGCAGCUACCCUGAGAAGCUUGAAGCUUUCAAGCGUUUACAUCUUUCCUUGUUAACUCUGGGUACCCCAAAGGUUUUGAGCUGCUGCUCUGGCACAAUCCAGGCCGCUGUUUUGCCCCGUGGGGCAGAUGGUGCUGACUAUUACAAACUGGAAAUGGCAACUGCCACGAGUAAUUUACAGGUGGGUGUGGAGAGAGGCAGGAGAAGCCCCCCCUCCCCUUGCAGACCGAUGGAAGGUGAGCAAGGCAGGUGUUCGAAGGCGUCCCCCAGCCACCGCUGUCCUGCCGCUUCUCUCGGUGCUGCUGGAGCCUCCCAGAAGUGCCUUUCUGGCAGAGGGUGGGCGGCAGGCCCUGCUCAGGGCUUUGUGGCCAAGCAGGGUGCGAGUGGAGGGUCCUGCGUGCUCCGUCAGCCCAGCUUUCUCUCAUGCCGCGCGGAACUGGCAGUCUGGUUCCGUGCAGCUGUCCGCUGGGGAGUACCGUGGACUGUCCUGUCUGUACCCCACCCUAGCGGCGCGCUCUGCCUCGGCUGCGAUCCAAUCCCUCUCCACGCUCAAAGGCUCCAUCCGCACCUUUGUUGGUUUGCGUUUCGCUUCGGAAGAUGGUUCAAGCGCACGGUAAUUCAUUUGAGCCGCUGAGGGGAUUUUGGAAGUGUUUGACGACACCUGAUGGCGUCCUCCUGUUUCUUGGGUAGGAAGGUCCUCGUGCGACUUAACUAGGUCGAGGAACAUCUUUGGGUCAACGUGUAAACCGAGGUUAUAGCCAGCUUUUGCCGGGGGAUCUGCUGGAGUCACUAAACAUAGAUGGAGGCCGCGAAUGUGAAAUGCGCUUACUUAUGAGGUUAAUACUCAGGCUUUUAAAUACUCCCGUCUCCCUUAGCGCUGACAUCAGGCUGCCAGCAUGCCUGGCAGGGGAUGGAGUAGCUCAUCUCGCUUCCCUGCCCCAAACCGUGGCAACCACGGCGCAGUUUGCCAGUGGUUUUAGCGUCGGUCGUUUCAAUAAGCCACCUCUCACGCUUCCCCAGCACGACGCUGCCCGCGCGCUUGCUGCGCCGGUGCGAGCCCCAGCUCCCAUAACCGGGCUGCGGCGUGCUUGGGACGCAGAAAUGCUGACGCUGGUCGGACUGGUGGAGCUCUGCUAUGGCCUUACAGCCAGACGUUGUCCCCGUGUCGCGGAGCUGCAGAGCCCUCCUGUCUGAGCGCCGCUGGCACCUCGUAGCAGCACAUCAGGGGCUCCUCCCUUGGGCACGUGUCCAUAAGUCCUGUCAGCUCACGACGGUGUUUUUAAAAGCUUAUUUUUGUGACUGUAAAUUUGCCCACAAACAGCUCACUGAAUCUAACCCCUGUUUUCUCCCCUGACAUGUUUUAGCUCUGGAAUUUAUACUUGCAUCUCGGCUUUUUAAAAGAUGGUGUAUGUAAAUAUAUAAUAUAUUUUUACAUUGUUUUUUGCUUCGUUUGCACGCUUGGUGUAAGAUCUGGUCCUGCGGUGGGAUGGUGUAAUUCACAGUGGGGUUCAUUUGCGUGUAUCCCCGUGUCUCCUUGUACUAAACCACACUAUAACUUGUAUGUGACACCGGAGUAAGAGCAGAAAUACAGCCGUCUUUCUCACCAAA